Molecule: messenger RNA, 2156 nt
Organism: Ochotona princeps (American pika)
Lineage: Eukaryota; Metazoa; Chordata; Mammalia; Lagomorpha; Ochotonidae
Gene: HOXA2
Product: homeobox A2
Exons: 2
Coding region: 992-2128 (378 amino acids)
Biological process (GO): regulation of DNA-templated transcription
Molecular function (GO): DNA-binding transcription factor activity, RNA polymerase II-specific; DNA binding
Source: RefSeq, a predicted model, not a curated record
AGAAAAGAAAAACGAGGGAAAGAGGUUAAGAUAGAGGGGCAGUUUAAGACAUCAGUUCUGAGAUCCAGGAACUGGCUUUAGGGAAAGGGGGUGGGGGGUAAAGGGGGCCGCCCCCUACUCUUUCUCCUUUCCCAUUCUCCCUCUUUCCGCCGGCGCCUCUCCCGGCAUCCCUCUCCCUUUCUCGCUUUCUUUCUCCCUAUGUCCUCGCCUUGGUCUCUCCGCUUCUUCCUUCUGCUUGAACAGAACUUGUGUUGGCUGGGAUGCGGGGGCCCUCGGGUGUCAAAACUUUGAAGAUUAAUGGAUUACUUUGUUAAUGACUGUAGGCGUCAGACGGAGGUGCUUAAAUGAUUUGUGAGGUGCGAGGCGUCUUCCCGACAGUCCCAAACAAUGCGCGGAGUGUGCGGGGGAGGCAGAGGGCCGCCAACAGCGGGACCGGCGGCAGGGCGCACCCUGGCGCACGCUCGCCCCCGCACGCACCCGUGGGGGCAGUGGCUUGGUCCUGGCUGAUGGCGUGGCGGCCAGGUUCCCUCCCCCCCACGACGGCCCCCCAUGCGCGCCCGGGCAUCCCCACCCACACCCGCAUCCCUGUGUUUUUGCCCGGAAAAAAGUGUCAAUAAAGGCUUGCUGGCCCCCAAUGAGGCGUUCCUUCCCGACUUUUUUGGAUCAAUCAAACAGACAGUGGCUUCUUUUGAUUAAAGCCCAAAUUGUCAUUGGGCAGAGGCAAUCAUGUGACAGCCAAUUCGGUCCAAUUUCAACCUUGUCUCCAUGAAUUCAAUAGUUUAAUAGUAGCGCGGUCCCCAUACGGCUGUAAUCAGUGAAUUAGAAAAAAAACACCCCAGCAGCGAUCUUCUAUGAUAGAUUUUUUUCCUCCUCCUCCUCCACCUCCUCCUCCUCCUCCUCCUCUGCGCUCGCCUUUUUCCUGGGCCUCGCCCCCCCAAAGCCCCUCCAAAAGAGAGAACUUUUUCUCCGAGGGGGCUCCAAGGAGAAGGCCAUGAAUUACGAAUUUGAGCGAGAGAUUGGUUUUAUCAAUAGCCAGCCGUCGCUCGCUGAGUGCCUGACAUCUUUUCCCCCUGUCGCUGAUACAUUUCAAAGUUCAUCAAUCAAGACCUCGACGCUUUCACACUCGACACUGAUUCCUCCUCCUUUUGAGCACACCAUUCCCAGCCUGAACCCGGGCAGUCACCCUCGCCACGGCGCCGGCGGCCGCGCCAAGCCGAGCCCCGCGGGCAGCCGAGGCAGCCCGGUUCCUAGCGGCGCCCUGCAGCCGCCCGAGUACCCCUGGAUGAAGGAGAAGAAGGCUGCUAAGAAAACCGCCCUGCCGCCCGCCGCCGCCGCCGCCGCCGCUGCAGCCACCGCCACCACCGGCCCUGCCUGCCUCGGCCACAAAGAGUCCCUGGAAAUCGCCGACGGCAGCGGCGGAGGCUCCAGGCGCCUGAGGACUGCCUACACCAACACGCAGCUGCUGGAGCUGGAGAAAGAAUUCCACUUCAACAAGUACCUCUGCAGGCCGCGCAGGGUGGAGAUCGCCGCGCUACUGGAUCUGACGGAGAGACAAGUCAAAGUGUGGUUCCAGAACCGCAGGAUGAAACACAAGCGGCAGACGCAGUGCAAGGAGAACCAGAACGGCGACGGGAAGUUUAAGAGCCUCGAGGACUCGGAGAAGGCGGAGGAGGACGAGGAGGAGAAGUCUCUCUUUGAGCAAGCCCUGGGCGUCUCGGGGGCCCUGCUGGAGAGGGAUGGCUACACUUGUCAGCAGAACGGCCUCUCCCAGCAGCAGGCGCCUAACGGACACAAUGGCGACUCCCAAAGUUUCCCAGUCUCGCCUUUAACCAGCAAUGAGAAAAAUCUGAAACAUUUUCAGCACCAGUCACCCACUGUUCCCAACUGCUUGUCAACAAUGGGCCAGAACUGUGGCGCGGGCCUCAACAAUGACAGCCCCGAGGCCCUGGACGCGCCCUCUUUGCAGGACUUCGCAGUCUUCGCUGCAGACUCCUGCCUGCAGCUCUCCGAGGCCGUCUCGCCCAGCCUGCCCGGCUCCCUCGACAGCCCCAUGGAUCUCUCGGCUGACAGCUUUGACUUUUUCACCGACACACUGACCACCAUCGACCUGCAGCAUCUGAAUUACUAAAACACAGUGGAGCCGAACAAAGCACCAC